UAAUCGCGUAUACAAGAAGCUGCAACUAACAGGCAACAGCAAAGGAGUAUACAAGCAAUGAACUACAUAUCCAGCUCCACCCUCUUCCUCCUCGUAAUCUCCCAGAAUAUAUUAUUUUAUCAGAUUGCAGAUGCGGGAAAGCGGCGUGUUCACAUCACAAACGAUCUAGACGACGUCGUCGACAAUGAAGAAGACGAAGCCUGGAAAGAAUGGGGCAAAAAGAAAUCGUCCCCCGACGCCGAUUUGCCGGACAUUGAUUUCUCCCAACAAACUGAUUUUACAAAGAUGCAAACGGAAAUGAUGAAGUACCAAACCGGCCCGGCUUUUGGCUUUGUUAAGCUCCGGUUAGGUCAGCGGAGAAAACCGGAUAUGGUAUCAGAGAUUGCAUUGAAGUGGACCAAACUUUCAAAAACUGGGACUCUUGAUGUAAAGUUCAUGGGAGUUGAUUUGAGCACAAUUAUGUUCACAUUGGAGAAAGGUCAAGACUCUUUUGAGUUGAAAGAUUUCAUACUGAACCAACCAGAUGCAUAUGAGGUUAAGAUAGGAGACCAGAUUUUUCGAAGACCUGGUGAUGCUCCGUUUGAUGUUGAAUUUCAAAAACAUCACGGGGAUGAAGACAAGGUAGACUAUACCAGAUCGGCCGAGACUGACGAAUAGCAGACAGAUGAGUUAUAGUAGCCUAAUAAUAGUUAUACCCCUGAGCAGACCAUCUUAUAUCAGGAAAAGCAAGGGAUGUUGUUUUGGCAAUGUGCAGACUAGUUUAGUGGUUUCCUCAGCCGCAACAGCGUCUUUGCUGUCUGAUUGAUAGUAUUUUCCGUUAUCUUUAAAUAAUGACUAACGAGCACCUAUUUAUAUUAAUAGAUGAUUUUCUAUCUCACAUAAACGCAUCUGUGGCAACUUUUUGAGUACCGUGGAAAAUGUUGGAUUACUCCAUAUAUGCGCUUAGCAUGUCUAUAUACACCAGCAUACUCUUUUUAGUCAUAUGUUGGAAAUGUCAGUGAGAAGCUGCUUACUUUAACUUCUCUUUGAAGUUGGACCAACUGAACAGACAGUGGUGUUUGAACUGCUUGCAGCUUCAUCUUUCUCCGAGGGUGUUGCAAGUUGUAGGUUGUACCCUACCCCCGGUGUAAAAAACAAAACCAUAAAUCAAAACCCAGAAAUUUAUCUGCUUGUUGGACAGGGAUCAUCGAGGGGAAAGCAAAUUGAAUCAUUUUGAUCACAAAAUAUAUUGUAAAUACCUAGUGCCGACUGGGGCUCCUUUAUAAGCAAACUAAAAUUGAAACAAGAUGAAGAAUUUUUGUUGUGGAGGUACUGAACUACUGAUAGCUAAAGAAUUAUGUCGAACCCGAUAUAAAGUAGUGGCAGCAUCCUAGCUGGAACCAAUAUUGCUUUCAGCAUAAAUGUAUUUGCUUGGUUGAUGCCAUCGUUUCUGGAACAUUUUCUCAUUGCUGUGGCAUCGGAAGGUUUCAACACUGUUUCGGUAAGCAUUUUUUUAGUUGACUAUGUUUCUAGUUCUGAUGGUUGCUCUUAAGCACGUGGUAGCAAUUCAAUCCCCGAUUUUAGAUACACACCUACGAAAUUAUAGCACGGAUAUAAGAAAAGGUUGUUAUAAUUUAUUCACUUCAACAUUUUACAAGUUUUGUUAAAUUUUAAAACCUAAAUGGAUAUUAGGAACAAAUUUCAUGAACAAUACUACUGAACUCCCUCUGAGAGCGUUCUGACUUGUACUAUUAGUCAUGAUAUGAAGUUCUAGAGUACUUGAUUAGAUUCAGCAAAAAGCUUUUCUAUUGCCUCAAUAGUCAAGGUAUCACUUAGGUCUAUCUUAUAGAAGCACGCGUAAUGUCGAUAUUGGUUUUCGAAUUGCAAUUGCUCUAAUGAAACUGGACAUAUAGUUUGAUGCAGGGUUAAAUUAUAUUGGAGCGUUAUUGUUGAUUGUAAUGAAUGUGAAGAGGAUGCUUUAUGGAUGCUAGCUGUCCUCUUGGAGAAUGUUUGAGCUAGUGAUUGUUACACGACAAGCUUACCAGGAUGCCUUGAUGAACAAAGGGUGUUUAAGGAUAUACGGUUUAAAAUGUCCAAGGUAAUACAAUAUCUCUAAGUUCUUUGACUAGUCUUCUAAUAUGUUGGAUUCUGGUGGGGUUUAAAGCUUCGAGAAGGAAUGCAGAAUAGCCACUCAUCUGGAAGCUCUGGGAUUUGAUGUUCUCCUAGUUGCUAACGAGUGGUUUUUGGGCGCCUUUUCAAAGAGCUUGCCCUUAGAGGUUGAUCAGAGGGUAAGAGCUAAAUUUGAUUUGGGUGCUUAUGCUUUCAAUUAUAGUUGUAAUCAAUAAUUCAAUAUCAAUAUCCUUCCAUGUCAUGUGUGUCUGGGUACAUGCACAGUAAGUUGUCACACGACACGCGUUACUGCAGUCUCCUUCUCAAACUGUAAGCUCUCCAGCAUUAUCCAGAGUGGAAUCUCUGACUUCACGCUCAGGCACUGAACAGAAAGCGGGAUUAAGUUGUAAACAUCCCAAGGAUAGAAAGAUGAUUGCUUUCCAAGUUUCUGUGCAUUGGAAUGGAUGGGAGCUGAAGCAAUAUAAUAUAUAUGAAGCCAUUUCCAGGUUCCAUAAAUUAUAAUGGACUCCAGUGACAUAUUUUUGUGUCCCUAAAUAACUCCAGUAAAAUGUCUCUAUUAUAUAGUUACUAAGUUAUGUAAACUUCAUAUAGAUCAUUCAGUGUGUAAAAACAAAGAGAAGGGUCAUCAAAAUAUUCUUUCGGAAGUGUUGGACAUGGCUCAAGUAAUUUAUUUCGUAAGCUCAGUCGAGUGUUUUAGUUGUAUCUGUUUAAGAACUGCUUUAUAAGCAACUUUAUACAACAGGCUUUAAAAAUAGGAAUUUAUAUGUGUAGAUGCUGCCAGUGUUUUUGCUUGUGAUCGAGUUAGUAUACUAUGCAACCUUUCCUUUGGCCUACAACUACUCAGUUCGCUGUGAGAUUUCUUGAGGUUAAUUAUAAAUAGGAAGUGACUUUGCCCUGAAAGUUUAAGUACCCAAACAAGUUGGAGUAUUGAUUGGCUGGCUCACAGAAUAAGUAACUCAUACUAGCAUGCGUUCAAAUACAAUGAGCAGCUGCAAAUUACUCAUAUUAGCAACUAACAUUGUGGUUUUGUCAGCGUACAUCAUGUAAUGUUCAAAAACUGUUCAUCUUUGCUGCUUCAUCUUUCAGGUAUUUCUUAGAGGCAAACGAGAGGAAAGUACUUGCUUAAUUCUGCAACAAAUUCUUGAUUUAAAAAGGCUUCAGUGCAGUGAUGGAAGCAACUGUUCAUCUUUCAUGCGUUGCCAAGAAAAGCCUGACGCGUCCUUACCUGAAGAUAAUGAAAACUGGAAGCUUCAUAACAAGCUUAAUCAACAAUUCCAGGUUUUCCCCCGGUCUUGCCUCCGAACUGCAGCAGAUAGGCAGUCCUGACGACGACCUUCAUAUAUGUUCCGCUUUACACACUAUUGUGGUCUUUGCUGCUAUGUCUUCUCUGCAACUCUCUAACGAAAUAAAUUGAUCCUGAUACUGGUUGAAAUUUGAGGACUUCUCAUCCAGUUCAACAAUCUUUUACUGAGCAUUUUAUAUUCAUUUUCUUAGUUCAAAAUAUGAAUAGCCACUCGUCUGGAAGCUCUGGGAUUUGAUGUCCUCUAUUUGCUCUUGAGUGGUUUUUGUGUGUCUUUUCAAAGAGCUUGCCCUUUGAUCAGAUGGUGAGAGCUAAAUUCGAUGACCGUAUCAGACUGUAAGAAAUCUUGUAGCAGAUCAAACUGUGAUCAUAUGAGGGAGUUGCUGCAACUUUGCCUUUAGAUUACUGUAGUAUGCUACGAUGUAAAUUUAAAAUGGGGUUAAAUGGCGUUUUGGUCACUGAACUGAUCUAUAACUUUCACUUGGGUCAUCGUACUCAAAAAACUGUCAGUCAGGCCAUUUAACUAGUAAAAAUUUUCAAAUGAAUCAUCAAUCACAAUAAAAUUUUCACAGCCGUUAAAUACCUUUGACUUUAAACGAUAUUCCGUUAAAAUGUUACACAUGGGCUGCCACAUCAGCUCGUUAACCCGCCCACUAAUAAAACCACCCAACUUUUGACCCGACCCAAGCAAUAAAACCCCCGAUCUAUCUACUCAGUUCAUAUCAUUUCACUCUAACCUAAAUUAACCCCAAAUUAACUCAUCUAAACUCUAAUUGCAACCAUGGUGCGGACUCGAUCGGGUAUUGAAGUUCGUGUUACUCGACCAAACGAUGUUGAAGACGAAGUCAAUAAAGAAGGUGCAACUAAUGAUGCUGUGGAUGGUGAAUCGGAGAGUUGUGGUGAAGAAUCGAAUGGCGAAGAUGGGAAUCGGGCAACUGGAGAUGAAACAACGUAAGUAUACAUUCCUCUUAUCAUCUUGUGUUUGAAUGUACCUGCUUUUAACUAGGAUGAAGAUGGAGAGGAGAUAAGAAGAUGAAGAUACAGGAAGAGUAGAGAAAAGAUAUGGGUGUUUGGGUUUUAAAUGGGUGGGUGCAAGUGUGCAACGGUUAUAUGACCCGAUUGCCACGUUUCAAACUGCCACGUUGGUGAAAAACAAGCCACAUCAGCUGCUGAUUCAUCUUUCCGUCCAUGUUUUAACGUUGCUAACGGGUAGUGACCUGUUUGAAAUUUUUUAUCAGUGUAAUCAGUUGACUGACAGCUUUUUGAGUACGAUGAUCCAAGUGAAAGUUAUAGGUCAGUUCAAUGACCAAAACGUCAUUUAACCCAUUUAAAAUGUUAGAACUUUGGGAUCCCACGGCAAAUGAAUUAAAACAGGGUCCUCUUAUAUUAUUAUCUGACUUGGUUGGUACGGAAUCUAUAUUUUUACUGUAAAUUAUUAUUUUAAGGUAAUAAGA
Messenger RNA from Daucus carota subsp. sativus, 4863 nucleotides. RefSeq lists its product as uncharacterized. Lineage: Eukaryota; Viridiplantae; Streptophyta; Magnoliopsida; Apiales; Apiaceae. The transcript is spliced from 4 exons. The coding region runs from base 58 to 657 and encodes 199 amino acids. The record is from RefSeq and is a predicted model, not a curated record.